This is a messenger RNA of Penaeus indicus, 3278 nucleotides long. RefSeq names its product golgin subfamily A member 6-like protein 25. The coding region runs from base 114 to 3278 and encodes 1054 amino acids. NCBI's taxonomy places the organism in Eukaryota, Metazoa, Arthropoda, Malacostraca, Decapoda, Penaeidae. The record is from RefSeq and is a predicted model, not a curated record. Gene Ontology annotation, biological process: protein deubiquitination. The transcript has 21 exons. Gene Ontology annotation, molecular function: cysteine-type deubiquitinase activity.
UAGUUUUGGUAAGAAUAGUUAUAGCAGUAGUAACAACAGUAGUAGUGGUAGUAUCCUCAUCAGUAGCAGUAGUAGUAGUAGUAGCAGUAGCAGCAGAUACAGCAACAACAGUCAUGGCAGUAGUAGCAUCAACAUGCAUGUGUUUCAUUCUAACGUGGAACAGAAUGGCCUCUUCGCUCUCACGUCGCCACCUCUUGCAUCCACAGUUACACGAAACCCGCCUCGAGACGAACAAGACAGACGAUGCCAAAAAUCACGAGAUCGCAACUCUCAGGAAGGAAAAGGAAGAGCUCGAGAAAGUAAUUAGAGUAGGCCAGGGAGCGAAGGAGGAACUGCAGAAUAAACUUCAAGAGUUGCAGGAGAAAUGCAAGUCCAAUGAAAGAGAAAUACAAGCAGUUCAGCAGGAAAAACAAGAACUCUUGCUGAAACUAAAGAAGAAUGAAGAAUCUAUACAAAAGAUGGAGGACCGGCUACUCCUGGUGUCCAAGCAGAGGGAGACACUGCUCCGGGAGCGGGAGGAGGUAACCCGCCAGCUUGAGGAGGCCAAGAAAGAUAAAGAAGAGGUCGCGAAGGAGAAAGAAAAGGUCAUGAAGGAAAGAGACGAAGUGGCAAAGGAGAGGGAGGAGCUCAUGGGCGAACGUGAGCGGAUGUUGGAGAAGGAAGCAGCGUCGUUGCCCAUAAAGAGUGAUGUUUCUCAGAAUAAAGGAGCCUCAGACGAAGAAAGCAUCUUGAGGAAGCAGAAUGAAGAACUUCAGCAAAAGCUAAAAGUCGUGUCAGAAUUCUUCCAAAACAAACAGACGCGCCUCCGAGAAAAAUACGAAGAAAAGAAAGAGGAAAUCCAAAAAUUAGAAAAGGAACUUGAAGGCCUAAGAAAUGCGGAAAAUUCUUCGAGUGACUCUCAGAAAGAUGCUGCGACGAUCUCACAAAUGCGAGACGAAAUUCAGCAUCUUAAUGAGCAUCUUUCCCGGUGCCAUAAGGAAUUGGAAGAAGCGAAGGCUACCCUUCAAGAGAGGGAAACUACCUACAAGAAUGAAGAGAAAAUUAAGAAUGUUAUGAUUUCGAAGUUGGAAGAAGAGGUUGAGGAACUCUUGUUGAAACUCAAAGAAAACGAGAAGGCGAUGAGCUUUCAGAAGGAACUACGGGAAAAGGUCACCGAACUGAAGGCGAUGGAGAACCAGCUGAAAGAUAACGUGUCCACUAUGUCGACUCUACAACGCAAGAACGUACAGUUGACCAAAAGAAUUAAGACCUUGGAGGAAGAACAACAAGCGAAAGAGAAGGAAUAUCUGCAGAGGGAACAGACACACAAAGAACAGAUAAGAGAUCUUGAACAUGAAAUUAAGAAUCUGGACAAAACUUUGGCCGAGAGCAAAGCGACAAUUGACAAGUACGAGAAGGAAGAAAGAUACAAAGAGAAGGCUCCAUCGCAAGCCAGCCAGCACACCAUCGCCAGCCUACAGGUCAUAGUGCAGGACUUGUCGAAUAAGCUCCGAAUUGCUGAUGAAAACCUUGUGCAAAAACAACAAGAACAAGAACAACAACAGCGACUGAACGAGGAACGGGAACGCAGCGUCAUCAGCCUUCAGUGUUCAGUGAAGGACCUUGCAGCCAAACUUCAGGAUGCAGAGACGAAGUUCAGGAAUUGUAUGCUAGAGAAAAUGGAGACAGUGAAUGAAGUGGACAGAAUAAACAAGACCAAAGCGACAGAAAUAUUAGCUAUGCAGAAUAAAUGCGAAGAACUCACCAAAGAACUUGCUCAAGCGAAAAACAAACUCCAAGAGAAGGAGAAGAAACACAAAUCGCAAGAAGAAGCGAAAGAGAGAGUGAUAGCAAGACUCCGAGAAGAGACGAUGGUGCUGCUGAAGAAAAUGGGAGAGCAGGAAUCAGCCAUAAGACAACAGGUUCCGGUGCACGUCGAGGAGUACAGAGAGGAAAUCGCAGAGGGGAUGUGGCGAGAGAGCGAGAGCGAGGACUACGUAGGCGAACUCCUGACAAGUCCCCGCGGACGCCAGGGGAUCUCCGUCAGCACAAGCACCUGCGUCAGGAGUAGGGGCGUCGUCAGCACCUCUCAGAUAACACGAACGACUCUGAACCCCCGUAGACGCUCCCCUUCCCCCUCCAACCACCACAGGGGAGAGGAGCAGAGACACAGAAGCAGGAGCAUGACGCCACCGAGGACUCCCCCCUGUGAGAGACCAAGCCAGACGAACUUUCACAGGGGAAGGAGCAGCAGCACGAGCAGCAGUUCCUCUUCUCGUCCUAGCAGGAGCAUGUCCAGUCCUCGCUACAAGGUCGACGCCCCAUUUAGACAGCCAAGCAACAGCUACAUCACGGCUGUAGCACAGUGCCUCUACAGUGUGGGGACACUGAGAAGCUUCUUCUGCACUGGCGCCUACAGAUGUGAUCUCAACACCUUUAGUAAACAGAAGGGCGAAGCUGCCAUAGGUUUGGCCGAGUUUUUUACCGCUAUGAGCAGCGAGCACAGCGUGGCCGCCGCAGCAGAGAAACUUAAGGCCGUGACGAAGAGGGGCGAGGUGCAGGGCAGGCAAGCAGGAGCAGAGAGCCCCAGUGAAUUCCUCUCCUGUCUCGUCAGCUGCUUACUGGAGGACCUGACGCCGCAGAGCAACUUCGUCGAGUCGCCCCCGAGGUCUCCAGCGGAAGCCUUCAGCCUCUUCGUUGGCCAAAAAGACACCAGGGUUUACUGCGGCAAGAGGAGCGUCACCCUCAGCGACAACGUGGCGGAAUCCUUCAGAGAUUUGACGUUAACUGUCACUGCUACCCGGGCUUGGCUCCUCGAGGACCUCCUCCAGCAGCACUUCCGGACUCAAAGCAUCGAGUGGCACUGCCGGCACUGUGAAAUCCGCCACUCGUGCAUCUACGAGACGAUGGCUGUCAAGUUGCCGAAAGUCCUGCUGCUAAACUUGAAUCGGGCGCACCAUGGAGGCAUAGACAAGACCCGUGUGGUUUUCCCGCCAGUGCUGCAGUUACGGGGAAAUAGCCCUUAUAUGACGACGGCGAAGGGGGGGACCGAGGUGUGUUACUCCCUCCGAGGCGUCUGCAGCCGGAAGGACCCCACGGACCACCCCACCCACUCCUCCCCACCUUCCUCCUCCUUCGCGGCCGCCUGCAGGAGGUCGAACGGGAGGGGCUGGUUUGUUUACAGCGAGGUUGACGGGAGAGGAAGACCCACGGGCAUUGAAAAGGUUCUCGAGGAAGAGAAGGACGCGGUCGUGCUUGUCUACGAGGAGGUGUCCGGGGAGUGGGGGAGUGGGGAGUGA